Molecule: messenger RNA, 681 nt
Organism: Drosophila sulfurigaster albostrigata
Lineage: Eukaryota; Metazoa; Arthropoda; Insecta; Diptera; Drosophilidae
Exons: 2
Coding region: 1-681 (226 amino acids)
Source: RefSeq, a predicted model, not a curated record
AUGAAGUCUUUCACAAUCGUCCUAGCCUGUGCUGUCUUGGCAGUGUUCUUCGUAAGAAGCAGCGAUGCCGUCGCCUGUUCAACAACUGUCACCACCGAUUGCACGGACUGUUCAGAGACUGCUAAUGCCGACGAACCUGAUUGUACCACAACAACAACAACCACAACUGAGGCAUCCGUUACCCUGAAGCCCUCUCGCCGCAUGGUUGUCAGCGUUUCCAAUCUGAAAUAUACGAAUGUGAGACGUAUUCGUGUGAACCGCAAUGGAUCUAGCUCCAGCAGCAGCUCAAGCUCUGGAACUUCAAGCAGCUCUCGCAACAGCCGCAGGACCAACAAUCGCUCAAGUCGCCGUGGCCGCAAUGUUCGCGUUCUCAGGGGGAGCAGCGAUGCAGUCGCCUGUACAACAACUAUCACCACCAAUUGUACGGAUUGCACAUUAACUGCCAACGCUGAUGCAGCUGAUUGUACCACAACAACAACGACCACAACUGAGGCAACCGUUACUCUGAGACCCUCUCGCCGCAUGAUUGUCAGCGUCUCCAAUCUGAAAUACACAAAUGUGAGACGCAUUCGUGUGAAUGGAUCUGGAUCUAGCAGCAGCUCCAGCUCUACUUCAAGCACACGCAACAGCCGCAAUUCCAGAAGAAACCGCAGCAACAAUGUUCGCGUUGUUCGGGGUUAA